Molecule: messenger RNA, 2759 nt
Organism: Eucalyptus grandis
Lineage: Eukaryota; Viridiplantae; Streptophyta; Magnoliopsida; Myrtales; Myrtaceae
Product: disease resistance RPP13-like protein 4
Exons: 3
Coding region: 707-2356 (549 amino acids)
Biological process (GO): defense response to other organism
Source: RefSeq, a predicted model, not a curated record
UGACGGUAGACGGAGGAGGAAGAUGAGGGAGAAAAACAUAGAACUUAAUUUUUUAUUUUUGUUUACUUAGUUGCCACGUCUUGUACACGUGUCUCUGACUUGGACUUUCAGUAAAAAUACAUGUCAUAUCAGUAUAUAAGAUAGUGAUGUUUAAUCACGGAAUACUUUCUCCAUUUACUAUUAUAAAUAGUAAUUUAUUAGUAUUCAAACAUAGGUCACCAUAUUUGUAAGAAUUGCUUUCUUUUUUUGACUUAGUCAAAGAAUUGGACCCAACAGAAAAAAUGAUAGACAAAAGAAAAUGAAAAGAUAAGUGGAUGUUUAGCCAUUAAAGGGGAAAGCACUUGCACGGGAAGGAAAGAGGAGAGGAAAGAAAAUAAACAGAGAAAGAAGAAGAGGAAGAAGGAAGGAAGGAAGGGGUUCCAGGUACACGAUCCGGAUAUUCCGACAAGCCAACUCAACUCCGAAUCGCGAUGCCGGAUUGUAAGUUCAACAGUUCAAGUAUUCUCUGUUGUUUGGUCAUAGGCAUUCUUGGUCCCUUAGUUAGUGGCCGUUAAAAUGAGAGUGUUACAGCAGGCACUUUUGGGAAUUGAAUUUUGGUGGUUUGAGAUUGCUUCCUUUGGAUAGAAGGAUAGCUGUGUCAUCUCCUUUUCUACUAGGAUUUAGGGCAUGACAAUAUCUUGAAUCCUAUGGCUGGCUAGAUCAUUUCAUGGUGAUAAUGGAAAAGUCUCCGAAUGAAUCCAUGUCUGGUGACACGAAAGAUAAUACUAAAGGGCAAUUGAAAGUGAUCAAACAGGCUAUAGACUGCCUAGAUACCGAUGUUAACCUGUCCGACAAGUUAGAGGGCUUUGUGCAAGAUUACAAGGCAAAAUUAAAAUCGAAACCUCGACAGAAUCUGAGGCAAGUUCCACCUCCGAUAAUCUCUGGAGAAUGGAAACUUGUGCGGAAAGACAUUAUUGAGAAACUUCAGCCUAGUUUUUGCAAUAUAAAUAGUUCUCAGUUGAGCGAUAUAAAUAGAUCUCAGUUGAGGCUAUGCCUUCUUUCUUUGGCGAUUUUCCCGGAAAAUUCCAUCAUAAAGAAGAGGAGUUUAAUAUAUUGGUGGAUAGGAGGGGGCUUAGUUUCCCAAGGAGGAGGCAAGACGGCAGAGCAAGUGGGUGAGGGAGUCUACAAUGAGCUCCUAAAGCAAGGCCUGAUUGAACCCGAUGAAAACGAUCGAAGCCCUCUCAUGAAUAGAUGUAAAAUGAACCCAUUGAUCCGUUACAUGCUUAUUUCGGUGGCAGAAGAAGCAGGGUUCUUCUAUUUCCCCUCGAAGGAUAAUAAUACUCCUCCUGAGGAUCUCCGAAAUUGCUCUUUAAGCAGCAGCCACCUGCGCUUAAUAGUAGGUGGAGAAGACGGUCCAGAUUAUGAAAAACUGGCCAAAGAUGAAGAAGUAUCCACCGUGUUCAAUGUUAAUGAGCAAUACCUUAAGCUACCACACCAUUGGCUUUCGAAUAUGAGAAAAUUGAAGGUUCUUCAAUUAGGACGAUGGCAGCACUCGCCAAUGCAUCAUAUUGAAGUGGAUGAUCAGAAAUUCUUGGAUGAACUUGGGGUUCAUCACAAGCAUUUGAAGUUCCUAAGUCUUAGAGGAAUUUCUAGAAUCACAUCUCUUCCUGAUUCUAUUGUCCAAUUAGUCAACCUAGAGAUUCUGGACCUCCGAGCGUGCCACAAUUUGGAAAAGUUGCCUGAAGAUAUAGCAUCAUUGAAGAAGCUAACACAUCUGGAUGUAUCGGAGUGCUACCUUAUAGAGCGCAUGCCGAAAGGAACCGAGGAACUUUCCUCCCUCCAGGUCUUAAAGGGGUUUGUUGUAGGGACCACGAGGAAAAACCCUUGCACGAUCAGGAAUUUGCAAAACUUGAGUCAACUGAGACGGCUAAGUAUAUACAUAGGCCGUGGAGCAGCCAGAUGGGAAGAACAAUUUGAAUCGUUGACGGAGGUUAAAUCUCUUCGCUCUUUAACCAUCUCUUGGGGAGUCGCUUCUCAGGAAAUGCGUGAGAUAAAUUCGUUUCUUCCACGACAAUUGGAGAAACUAGAGCUCAUAGGUAUCCCAGUGGAAAGCAUACCGAAGUGGUUGAACCCUCAAGAAUUGAAGAACCUGAAGAAGCUGUACAUCAUUGGAGGGAAGAACCUGGCGAGGUGGGAUCACCAGCAACAGAAUGAGCAAUGGUCAGUUGAGAUAUUGCGGCUGAAACACCUUAAGGAAUUUAGGAUCGGAAACAAGGAAGAUGUGCUGAAAAAGUUUCCUCGGUUAAGAUUCUUCGAGAAAAUCAAUUGUCCUACUGCUGACAACGAUAUCUUGUGGUACAAGAGUAGGGCAGUCUAGAAAGGAUUGUGAACUGUUAUCAAGAAGCCCAGGGGAGAGAGAACCAGAGUUCGUGUAGAAACUGUUCUUAUUUGAGAAGGGAUGUAGCGAUAGUAAGGCUCGUGUACCAAUACUGUCACAUGACAAAUGAAUAGUCCUUUGCUAUUGAAGCUUUAUCUGACUUCUUGUUUGUCUAAUUUCCAUUGUAAUUACUUGCAGUGGUCAUACGAUUGCUACUCAUAAAGUUUGUUUGAGAUCUUUGGCUAUUUGAUUAGAGUACUAGCUACAGGUAUUAGCAGAGUUCCUUUUAAUUGCUGAAUCAUUUACAUUAGUUAAGUCGUAGCUGAGUAGAAUGAGCCUUUGUGAGGCAAGAAUGUAAUACAAUUUCAAUCUGAUGCCUUGGAAUGGAAAAGUAAAAUGAAGU